This is a messenger RNA of Phoenix dactylifera (date palm), 1254 nucleotides long. NCBI's taxonomy places the organism in Eukaryota, Viridiplantae, Streptophyta, Magnoliopsida, Arecales, Arecaceae. The record is from RefSeq and is a predicted model, not a curated record.
AAAAGGAAAUGUCUCAUUCACUGAAUUUGUCUUAGGCCUCCAAAUGUAUUGGGCCGUCUCUGGUUUUCUGCUGCAACUUUUUUUUGCAGGAUACAAAAAUAAAUCUAUAAACUAAUCAAUCUAACUUGAUGAAGUACUUUGUAGGUCAGUCAAAAUGGACAAGAGUUGGAUGACAAUAAAAAAUAGAAUGAAGAGUAAAGAGUAUAGAGAAGGGGUGAAGUCCUUUAUUGAAUUUGCGGUGGCAAAUUUAGGCUCAGCAAAUGAUAUUUGGUGUCCUUGUGUCGAGUGCAUGAAUGACAAAAAACAAAGCAUUCAAGUUGUCAAGAUUCAUUUAAUGUUAAAAGGAAUCUCGCCUUCUUACAAGACUUGGGUGCAACAUGGAGAAUAUGCAAUUGAAGGCACAAUAUGAAAUUGCAUUACAAGCAUGUUAAGAACGUCUUACAUGUGGAUCCUUAUAGUCAUCCAUACGAACAUGUGACUCAAGAGGAUUGGCGCCACUUAAUUGACGAUGUGUGGAAAAGCAAAGAACACAAGGUGAGAUCAAAAGCUGGCAAAAAGAAUAGGAAAAAGCUUGAGUACAAUCAUUGUUCAGGAUCUCGGUCAUUUGUUGCAACAAUGACUAUACAGCCGGAGUUUAAUGGUUCUGAAAACCUUGAAUUUCCAGAAUUCUAUAAGAAAACUCAUACCAAGAAGAACAAAGAGUGGAUUGAUCCUAUUUGCGCCGUGAAACAUUCAAAGAUGUUGAGCUUGCGAGAAGAAUCUUCCUAAUCCGGUGUGCAAUUAACAUCAGAGGAGAUGUCUAGGCAGGCACUUGGAAAAAGGAAGAGAUACAUUCUUGGAUUUGGGGAUGGGCCGAAGCCCUCUUCAUCUUCUUCCACACCUAGUCGUGUGUCACAAGACCAUGUUGGGGAGUUACAGAAACUUAAAGCUGAGAUGGAGGAGAUGAAGAUGGAGCGUGAGAUGGAGCGUGAGGAGCUGCGGAGGCAAUUGGAACAGGAGAGGAGAGAGCGUGAGGAGGAAAAGAAAGAGCGAGAGGAAGAACAGAAGCAAAUUGCACAUCUUACAAGUUUGGUGACAGAGUUCUUAAAGGAAAAGACUCAAACGCAUAAGUCGUCUAUCCAUCAUGAUGGGGCCAUGUCAUCAACUGGUGGCACAAAUACUCGUUGAUACAUGGUGGAGUUAUGAGCAUGUGAAUCUAGUUUUUGGUACAUGGAUAGCUUUUGUUCAGAUGAUCAUGGUGGAGUUGUCUACAAG